Molecule: messenger RNA, 780 nt
Organism: Echinostoma caproni
Lineage: Eukaryota; Metazoa; Platyhelminthes; Trematoda; Plagiorchiida; Echinostomatidae
Source: the annotation of a GenBank genome assembly
AUGGUCCUUCGUCAUGGUCCGUCACCAAGUAAGCAAGCUCGUCUCCUCACGUCCACGAAUACUGGCUCCUUGAUUCGUUCACGAUCUGGAGAACAUACUGCUGCCACAACGACCGGAAGGCACCUUUCGACUGGGACGCAUGUAGAAGACGAGUCUGCUGAGGCCACAGCGCAACUGCUGGCCAGUGGUGUCGGUGAGAUUGAACCAGAUUCUGGUUCAGCUCUACUGCCAGGACCAACGGAAGAGGUUUCUCUGACUGAUAGCAUCUCAACGGUCGCAAAACGCACUAACGGUCUGAGCGUUGUGGCAACAACCAGUGUGACAGGCGCAGCUAACUCCACCCAAGUUUCUUGGUCCUCGUCCACUUCAAGCAGCACAGUCAUGAAGUUUUAUCCAACUCGUCGCGACUCUUUGGCAAUAUUUUUCCGUCAGCUGUAUAUAAUCGCCAGUGUUCGUUUGCGCGAUCUUUGUGAUCGUCUAAAUUUGCAAAGAGAUAUACUGACCAAGGUUUGGACAUGCGUCGAAUAUGCAAUCGUUCACGAAACGGAACUGUUACGUGAUCGCUGCUUGGAUCAGAUCCUACUAUGUGCUCUCUACGGCGUUUGCAAAACCAUGCUUUACCGUCCAUUGACUUUUAUUGAUAUAAUUCAAGUAAGUGUAUUUUAUUGUUCUGUUAUUACUGAUAGCUUUAUCCGUAGGGCGAAUAUAACCGGGAUGAGUAUCAUCAUACAUAUCAUUACAUAUUUCAACACUCGUUUGAGUUCAAACCUGGUGUCGUAA